Messenger RNA from Triticum dicoccoides, 911 nucleotides. Its product is annotated as glutathione transferase GST 23-like. Gene Ontology annotation, cellular component: cytoplasm. The transcript is spliced from 2 exons. The coding region runs from base 75 to 797 and encodes 240 amino acids. Lineage: Eukaryota; Viridiplantae; Streptophyta; Magnoliopsida; Poales; Poaceae. Gene Ontology annotation, biological process: glutathione metabolic process. Gene Ontology annotation, molecular function: glutathione transferase activity. The record is from RefSeq and is a predicted model, not a curated record.
AUACUAACUGACAACCGAGGCGGUCGGAGCUAGACACACACAUAGAUCCCGGCGAAAAAUCAGGCGGGCGGGGCAUGGAAGGGAGGAGCAAGGUCGCCGCGAUGCCGUCGGAGCCGGUGAGGCUCAUCGGCUGCUUCGCCAGCCCUGUGGUCCACCGCGCGGAGCUGGCCCUGCGCCUCAAGGGCGUCCCCUACGAGCUCAUCGAGGAGGACCUCAACAACAAGAGCGAGCUGCUGCUCACGCACAACCCCGUCCACAAGACCGUCCCCGUGCUCCUCCACGGCGACCGCUCCAUCCCGGAGUCGCUCGUCAUCGUCGAGUACGUCGACGAGGCCUUCUCCGGCCCGCCGCUCCUUCCCGUCGACCCCCUCGCCCGCGCCAACGCCCGCUUCUGGGCCCGAUUCCUCGAAGAGGAGUGCAAGAAGCCUAUGUGGAUGGCGCUGUGGGCGGACGGCGAGGCGCAGGCUGCGGCGGCGACGGAGACCAAGGAAAAGCUGACGCUGCUGGAGGCGCAGCUGCCGGAGGGGAAGAGGUUCUUCGGCGGCGACGCCAUCGGCUUCCUCGACAUCGCCGCCGGCGGGGCGCUCGCGCACUGGAUGGGAGUGUUCGAGGAGAUGGCCGGGGUGCGGCUGCUCACCGAGGAGGACCACCCGGCGCUGUGGCGCUGGGCGAGGGAGUACAGGGCCGACGAGACCGUGCGUCAGUGCCUCCCGGACAGGGCCCGCGUGCUCGCCGCCUUGGCGGCGAGGAAGGAUCUCUAUGUUUCCAUUGCUAAGGUCAUGGCUGCACAGAAGUAGCGUACUGGUCAACGCUGCCGAAAUCAGGGCUAUGUAUACAUGUCGAUGCAUAUCCAAAGUGUAUCCGAUGUUCUUGGAAUAAAAAAAACAUCAAUAAAGUUUCUUCAGAUCCUA